AUGGCAACGCCAAAUUUGCAUUUCGAUGACCCUGAAAUACAAGCUGUAUGGGAUCAAAUAUUUGCCGAUUCUGAUUCUGAAUACGAAUUUGAAGGUUUUACUGCGGAAGAGAUCGAUUUUGGUGACAUUCCGAAUGAUGAUACCGAGUGGGAGAUUGAAAAUUCUGGAGUGGAAGUUGCCGACGAUACUCGUCUUGGCUGCAUGAUGCCAAGAGAUAGAUUUGAGCUCAUUUUAAAAUUUCUGCACUUCAAUGAUAAUGCUGCCUACGUCGCUCGCGGUGAAGCCGGAUAUGACCCUCUUUUCAAAAUCCGACCUUUGUAUGACACCAUAACAUGCCGUUUGUCGGAAGUUUAUACGUGUGAGCAGUGUAUUAGUCUUGAUGAAGGAAUGGUGCCAUGGAGAGGGAAUAUUCACUUCAGGCAGUACAUUCCAAGUAAACCAGAUCGUUUUGGUUUGAAAUCAUACAUGGUGUCAGAAUCAUCAAGUGGGUACACUUCUGUUUUUGAUAUAUAUACUGGGAAAAAUUACACCCCUAACCCCGAUACAAUAGAAAGUGAAAAUGAAGGCCAUACUUUCAAUGUAGUAAUGGGGCUGAUGAGAAAAGCUAGUUUGCUGAACAAGGGAUACAAACUGUACACAGACAAUUAUUACACCAGUCAUACGCUUAUUGACCAUCUAAAAGCUGAAGAUACAAUGUUAGUUGGUACAGCUAGAAUGAAUAGAAAAGAAAUGCCUGCAGCCCUGAAAUUGCCAUUGCGACAAGGUGAAGUCAUUUAUCGUCAGAGAAAUGGAGUCUUGGCGAUGAAAUGGAAAGAUAAGCGUGAUGUUACUAUGUUGUCAUCA
Messenger RNA from Saccoglossus kowalevskii, 843 nucleotides. Its product is annotated as piggyBac transposable element-derived protein 4-like. Lineage: Eukaryota; Metazoa; Hemichordata; Enteropneusta; Harrimaniidae. The record is from RefSeq and is a predicted model, not a curated record.